AUGCUAGUAACAAGCAUAUUAUUAUUUAAUAUAUUUUUAUUGAACAAUACUUUGGCAGAAUGGAUAGACAUGCCUCAAUUUUCUGAUGAAAAAAAAGUGUACAGAAUACCUACCGCGAAACAAGAUCAUUUUUAUAAAUUUGCUCAAAAAGGUGUGGAAAAUCAAUUUUCUCAUAGGUAUCAAAAUUUUACUUAUACAGAUGCAAAAAUAGAACAAACAAUAGUUAACAAAAGUGGAGAACACGAGCUUUAUAACAUGAAAGAUACUAUUAAAGAAUCUACAGUUUUGAAAAAUACUGAUAAAGAAAAUGUAUUUGUGACUAACACAGAAAAAUAUGAAACAACAGUUCCUUUAACUAUUAAUAAAGGAAAAGAAAACGAACAAUAUUUGAAUAUGUCUUUUAUUUCAAACGAUUCAGAACUUUUAAAAUAUCUGCCUGUGGAUAUACUUAAAAAUGUUCACCAUACUUUGAAAUCUCAACCUACAUCAAGUGAAGGAAAGAUUCAAUUUUUAAAGACAUUUGAAUAUACUUUAAUUACGGAAAUAGAAUCUCGGCUUGCAGAAAGUAUAAUGGCUGAUCGAAAGAAAAGAGGUGUUGAACAUUAUGAUCACAGUUAUGAUCAAGAACAUGCUGCAGGAUUUCCUUCCAUAGAAGGGGCACUUAUGGCUAUUUCAUUUCUUACAUUUGCAGUGUAUCUUGUUAGAUUAGUCAUGCUUUUAUUUAGAAAUAUGAACAAUUCUGCAUCAACUACUACUGGUGCUACUUUCCUUCUUGGUAGAAGAAAGAAAUCUAUAAACAAAUUCGACGAUGACACAGCAAGGAUUCUUCAAGGUUUACAUAGUUUUCCUUCUAAGUUUUAA
This is a messenger RNA of Habropoda laboriosa, 861 nucleotides long. RefSeq lists its product as uncharacterized. NCBI's taxonomy places the organism in Eukaryota, Metazoa, Arthropoda, Insecta, Hymenoptera, Apidae. The transcript is spliced from 5 exons. The record is from RefSeq and is a predicted model, not a curated record. The coding region runs from base 1 to 861 and encodes 286 amino acids.